UGCAAAAUUUUUACUUUUACUCAUUGUACAAGCCAACUAGCUAAAGUUCGGAAAAUAUGCAAAAUAGAUGACAGGGCAAUGAAAUAUAGAGAGAGGGGAAGCGGAAAAAUUGAGGAGGGAGGAUGGAUUAGGGGGAAUUCGAAAGCUGAGGGAAAUUCCUCAUCAGCCAGUUGGAUAUUGACUGGGGAAUAAUACCAAAUUUCCAGCGGGAAAACUUCAAUGCAGAGUAAAACAAAUUGUUGUAGACUAAAUAUGUUCCUAUUUGAUGAUUUUUGUAGAACGAACAGUCAUUCAUAAUAUAUAGAUAUAGACUAUAUAAACCGAACAUUCUGUGAUUCAUCUUUCAAAGAAUGGAGUAGACUUAAAAAUCCAAAAAAAUAUGACAUUUUCCUUGCCAAAGUGCAGACGCAUUAGUCCCCCAACAGAGCGCUGUAUCAUUGCCAUAAUAUUAACUCCAUUUAUACGCACAGAACCUUUCUGCAAUGUGCUUAAAACUAUUCAAUUAGUUAUAUAUUUUACUCUAUACAUAUGGUAUUACGUGGUCUACGUAAUGCUGUCCCUCCUCAUUUUAUAGGUGAGCUUUAGUUUUUGAAGAAAUAUUCACAUCUUAUUGAUAAAAUCAUUUGCCUUAGAAAAACAUCAUUCUCCUUAUUUAUUUUAUUUUCAAACAAUUUUUACGAGUUUUGCUCUUACUCGUUUCAGCGUUGGCGACAAGAAUUCUUGUUCGCAGUCAAUCAAGCUGACCAUCAUCAAGUUCGUAUUCUAUAAGUUUUCGAAUUACAAAGUAUACUUUUUCCAAACACACAAUCCUUGAUAACCCCGUCAGAAAAUAUUUAAUACUAAAAAAACCCAACCAUGAUAUUUCGCUUGAAAAAGUGCUGCUGUAUAAUUUCUUUAAGAAAUGGCUGCAUGAUCAGUGCUCUUAUAUUAUUAUUUUUUCAACUACUGGCCGUACCUAUAAGAAACACGAAACCUUGCUGCAAUAACUUUGAAAGUAUUUUACUAAUAAUAUGUAGGAUUGUUGAUAUAAUCCAUUGCAUUGGAUGCCUAAUGCUGUUCGCAGCCUCUUAUCUUAAACUAUCCCUUUUGGUACUUAUUUUUCUUGUCACAAAUUGUUUACGCGCAUUGCUGUUUCCUGCUUUUUUGGUAGCCGAAAUUUUAAUUUGGAAUGUAGAUAUCUUUGAUCUAAGUUUUUCAAUCUGUGGUCUUCUUUUGAGCAUUUAUUUUUGGAUAGUGGCCUACGCCUAUUAUUACAAAUGCCAGGAGGAAGUCAGUGCUGAUGAAAUUCCCGAAUCCAUUCUGCGUAAAAAAGGAUCAUCAUUGGUUUAGUAA
Molecule: messenger RNA, 1332 nt
Organism: Drosophila eugracilis
Lineage: Eukaryota; Metazoa; Arthropoda; Insecta; Diptera; Drosophilidae
Exons: 3
Coding region: 856-1329 (157 amino acids)
Source: RefSeq, a predicted model, not a curated record